CCCUUUGUGUAAAAUAGCUUGGUAUAAAGAUGGAGAACAAGAAGAUAGUUACAAUCCAGUCAUCGAUAUAAGGCGGGACCGAAGGAUGUCUGGGGUAUAUCAAUGUGAAGCCAGCGGAGUGGAAGGGAAAGUAAAGUCUUCUCAAGUACAAGUCAUCAUCCAGUAUGGACCAAGAGCUGCAACUAUCUUGAGAAAUCAUCAGACAAUUUCUGGUGAUGUAACUGAGACGGAGGACACUUCAAGGAAAAUUCCCCUAAAUUGCUCGUCAGACUGUAACCCUUUGUGUAAAAUAGCUUGGUAUAAAGAUGGAGAACAAGAAGAUAGUUACAAUCCAGUCAUCGAUAUAAGGCGGGACCGAAGGAUGUCUGGGGUAUAUCAAUGUGAAGCCAGCGGAGUGGAAGGGAAAGUAAAGUCUUCUCAAGUACAAGUCAUCAUCCAGUAUGGACCAAGAGCUGCAACUAUCUUGAGAAAUCAUCAGACAAUUUCUGGUGAUGUAACUGAGACGGAGGACACUUCAAGGAAAAUUCCCCUAAAUUGCUCGUCAGACUGUAACCCUUUGUGUAAAAUAGCUUGGUAUAAAGAUGGAGAACAAGAAGAUAGUUACAAUCCAGUCAUCGAUAUAAGGCGGGACCGAAGGAUGUCUGGGGUAUAUCAAUGUGAAGCCAGCGGAGUGGAAGGGAAAGUAAAGUCUUCUCAAGUACAAGUCAUCAUCCAGUAUGGACCAAGAGCUGCAACUAUCUUGAGAAAUCAUCAGACAAUUUCUGGUGAUGUAACUGAGACGGAGGACACUUCAAGGAAAAUUCCCCUAAAUUGCUCGUCAGACUGUAACCCUUUGUGUAAAAUAGCUUGGUAUAAAGAUGGAGAACAAGAAGAUAGUUACAAUCCAGUCAUCGAUAUAAGGCGGGACCGAAGGAUGUCUGGGGUAUAUCAAUGUGAAGCCAGCGGAGUGGAAGGGAAAGUAAAGUCUUCUCAAGUACAAGUCAUCAUCCAGUCAUAG
Magallana angulata is the source of this 997-nucleotide messenger RNA. RefSeq names its product hemicentin-2-like. Gene Ontology annotation, molecular function: cell adhesion molecule binding. The transcript has 5 exons. Gene Ontology annotation, biological process: cell-cell adhesion. Gene Ontology annotation, cellular component: cell-cell junction. The coding region runs from base 86 to 997 and encodes 303 amino acids. The record is from RefSeq and is a predicted model, not a curated record. NCBI's taxonomy places the organism in Eukaryota, Metazoa, Mollusca, Bivalvia, Ostreida, Ostreidae.